AUGGGUGCAAAUAAUGAGCAUGUGGCUCCCUCCAUCGACAGUGCUACCACAAACACCGCGCCGUCAGAUAAUUCAACGCCAGCCAUGAGCGAGCAAGUUAACGAUGACCUUGAGAAGGGUAUUCGUACAGCCGACCCCGUCGAGACAGAGAAACAUGUUGUCAAUGGAGAGCCUCUAUCAGAAAAUAGCGAGGGCGUCACUCCAGCUCCCGCUGGUCCCCCAGGCCCUGGCCCUCCACCGGAUGGAGGAGCUGAAGCAUGGAUGUCCGUGCUAGGAGCCUUUUGCGGACUGUUCGUCAGUUUUGGCUGGAUCAACUGUAUCGGUGUCUUCCAAACGUACUACGAAAGUCAUCAACUUAGUGAUAUGUCCACCAGUACCGUGACAUGGAUCACAUCAUUGGAGACAUUCGUCAUGUUCUUCGCUGGCCCCGUUUUCGGUACCCUCUUCGACAAUUAUGGCCCCCGAUAUAUCCUCUUAGGCGGCACAUUCCUCCACGUCUUCGGCCUCAUGAUGGCCUCCCUCUCAACCGAGUACUACCAAUUCAUCCUCGCGCAAGGAAUUUGCAGUCCACUCGGUGCAAGCGCCGUAUUCAACGCCAGCGUAAACUCGGUCAGCACUUGGUUCGCCAAACGUCGCGCCUUCGCACUGGGUGUCACAGCCUCCGGAUCCAGUCUGGGAGGAGUGAUCUUCCCCAUCAUGGUGUCGAAUCUGAUUCCCAAGGUUGGGUUCCCUUGGGCAAUGCGGAUUUGCGCGUUCUUGAUUCUGGCUAUGCUGGGCGUUUCCAAUGUCACUCUCAAGUCGAGGCUGAAGCAUACCAAGAAGCCGUUUGAUAUUAUGAAUUUCGUUCGUCCGCUGAAGGAUGUGAAAUUCGUUGUCACGGUUGCUGCGUGCUUUUGUUUCUUCUGGGGUAUGUUCUUGCCUUUUACGUUUGUUAUUACUCAGGCACAGCGAUAUGGCAUGUCGGAGCACUUGUCGCAGUAUCUCAUUCCGAUCCUGAAUGCGGCUAGUAUCUUCGGCCGUACACUCCCAGGGUACAUGGCAGACCGCGUCGGUCGAUACAACGUGAUGAUCUUCUUCAGUUAUCUCUCCGGCAUCCUCGUCCUAGCCCUCUGGCUCCCAUCACGUAGCAACGCCCCCGCCAUCGUCUUCAGCGCAAUGUACGGCUUCGGCUCUGGCGCCUUCGUGUCCCUCGCUCCAGCCCUUAUUGCUCAAAUCUCUGAUCUGCGCGAGGUCGGUGUCCGCAACGGUACCUGCUUCUCGAUUAUUUCCUUCGCCGCUCUCACCGGUACCCCGAUUGGCGGUGCCCUGGUCCCUGAUGUUUUGACCGGCUCGUACACGAGUCUGCAAAUCUUCUGUGGUGUGGUCAUGCUUGCGGGUGCGACGCUGUUUGUCGUCGCGAGGAUUGUUGUUGGCGGCGUAAAGCUUGGCAAGGUAUAA
This is a messenger RNA of Penicillium cataractarum, 1437 nucleotides long. Its product is annotated as MCT family MFS transporter. Bases 1 to 1437 code for a protein of 478 amino acids. The record is from RefSeq and is a predicted model, not a curated record. Lineage: Eukaryota; Fungi; Ascomycota; Eurotiomycetes; Eurotiales; Aspergillaceae. Gene Ontology annotation, molecular function: transmembrane transporter activity. Gene Ontology annotation, biological process: transmembrane transport. Gene Ontology annotation, cellular component: fungal-type vacuole membrane. The transcript has 4 exons.